AAGCAAAAACCCUAAAAAUAAAGUUAUUCCUUCCGUUUAGCGGACAGCCUCUCUUCAUCUUCUCUUAUUCUUCGCGAUCUCUCUGCCUCUCGUGACUCACUGACUCGUCUCUUCCAGUCUUCCUCUUUGCCGUCGACUACCCCUCAGCUCAAAGUUCGUCUUUCCGCCGGCGACGGUCAGUUUCAAUCCCCAGGCUCUCUGUUCGUCUUUUCCCUUUUUCAUUCUUUGUCAUAGAUCCCUCUCUACCCCUAACCAAUUUUGUGCUCGUAACUUGUUUAAUUUUCUGGCUUUCAGUAUUGAUAAAUUGUGACCAUCUGGAUUAUUAUUAUUAUUAUUAUUAUUUUAGUUGAUGUUUGUAUUUGAUUCAGGCGGAUGGACUGUUCGCGGAUUUAACUUUUUCUAUUUAGAUUAUUUGAGAGGCGUUGGUUGCUAACUUUUAGCUAAUCACAUUAUUUUAGUAGGUUCUUUCUCUCUCGCUACAAAGGUAUCUGUGGCAUUGAAGAAGAAAUGGGGAGGGGAUAGAGUGGUUCUCUGGUUAAGUUUAUUUUUCCAUGUUUCAAGUUUGGAAUUGAGUAAUUGUUUCCACGAAUUUGAGAAUUUCGAGGGUUAACGUUCGGGUUGGACAGAAGAGGAGAGGGGAUAGAAUGGAAAAGAGAGAGUGGCAGUUUACCAUAAAUAAUCUACAAUCUCAAUAUAUAGACAUAUGAUUGCUAACUGAGCAUCUACAAGACCCAGAUUAUCAAUAGGCUUUCCCCAUACUUGGAACGAUGUUGCUAGGAUUAUUGUUUUUACUUUUUCUAAGCUUCUAGGGUUUGAAUGUCACAUGAAAACCUGGGGAAUUUGAGUCGCUUCUCAAACCUCAGCCGCUUUUCCAUUUUAGUUUUUAAUGUAUUUGAAAUGGUAGAAGAUUCUUUCAGCAAGAGUUAGUUUUGUUAGAUUCACAAAAUUAGCUAGCAGUUAAAAGGCAUGACCACCUUCUCUGGUUGCUCCUAUUUUCUCUCACUUGUUCUAAGUGCCUAUUUAAAAGGUAUUUGUUUGUUAUCGUUAUUGUUCAUGCUUUAGCAUUGCAGUAUGAAUAAUCCAUUUUGGAUCCUGGCUUCCACCUUUCCUUCUAUAUUUUCUGUUAUGCAAAAAAGGUUAGAGAUUGCUGCAAUUUGUUUGCAUCCAUCUAGAUAGAGUCCUUGUUCUUGGAUGUGACAUUUUUGAUAGGUUCCAGUUCAAUGGGAAGGAACCGGAUGGUCAUAGAAAAGCCAUGGGAUGAGAUCCUUGAACAUGAGAAUGGAUAAGUGGUGGAAAAAGUAUAAAGGCAAAGCACAAAUAUUUGCAUUCAUUGGAACCAUGGCGGACGAAGUUCAGAAUGAUGUGACCGAUCAGGUGGCAGAUAUUGCCCCCUUUGAUCCAACUAAGAAGAAGAAGAAGAAGAAAGUUGUACUUCAGGAUCCUACUGAUGAGAUUGUUGACAAGUUAGCAGAGAAAACUGAAAGUUUGUCAGUUUCUGAUGGUUUGGAGACUACAACAUUUUCUGGACUUAAAAAGAAGAAGAAAAAACCAGUAGAGGCGAGCUCCUUGAAUGAAGAUAGUGCAGAUGCUACGGAAGAUUUGGAAGAUCAAGCGGGGGAAAUUGAAGAUCGUGAGGGAAUUGUUCUACAGUAUCGUUAUCCUUGGGAGGGAACUGAUCGCGAUUAUGAAUACGAGGAGCUUCUUGGACGGGUAUUUAACAUUCUUAGAGAGAAUAAUCCAGAGCUUGCAGGUGAUAGGCGUAGAACAGUUAUGAGGCCUCCUCAAGUUCUUCGUGAAGGCACAAAGAAAACUGUUUUUGUUAAUUUCAUGGAUCUAUGUAAGACGAUGCAUCGGCAGCCAGACCAUGUUAUGGCUUUCUUACUAGCUGAACUGGGAACCAGUGGCUCUCUUGAUGGACAGCAGAGACUAGUUGUUAAAGGAAGGUUUGCACCAAAGAACUUUGAAGGAAUUCUGCGUCGAUAUGUCAAUGAAUAUGUGAUUUGCAUUGGGUGCAAGAGUCCAGAUACUAUCCUUUCAAAGGAGAACCGGCUUUUCUUUCUCAGAUGCGAGAAGUGUGGUUCUGGACGGUCAGUUGCUCCAAUUAAAGCUGGGUUUGUCGCACGUGUUGGGCGGAGGAACACUGGGACAUGAUAUGUGCUUGUUCCUUUAUAUUGAAGCUCGAUGUUUUGAGUAGUAAUAAUCUCGUGUUAAAACUUUAUGACCACAAGUGAAUUUUGAAGUGAAUGCUAUAUUGUAGUUGGGAGUCUAGAAUUUAAGAUAAUGAGGAGCUAUGAGAAUUGAGGUCUCUUUAUUUUCUCUCUAUAUCCACGUGGCAUGCUAGUUGCUCAUACUGAGCCUUUCUAAUAUUCCACUUCUUUUUCCCCCCUCUUAA
Cucumis melo (muskmelon) is the source of this 2392-nucleotide messenger RNA. Its product is annotated as eukaryotic translation initiation factor 2 subunit beta. Gene Ontology annotation, biological process: translational initiation; formation of translation preinitiation complex; formation of cytoplasmic translation initiation complex. Bases 1258 to 2151 code for a protein of 297 amino acids. The record is from RefSeq and is a predicted model, not a curated record. Gene Ontology annotation, molecular function: mRNA binding; translation initiation factor activity; translation initiation factor binding. Gene Ontology annotation, cellular component: eukaryotic translation initiation factor 2 complex. The transcript has 11 exons. NCBI's taxonomy places the organism in Eukaryota, Viridiplantae, Streptophyta, Magnoliopsida, Cucurbitales, Cucurbitaceae.